AUGAUAUUUGUUAAAGGAUUAAUUGAUGACUUAAAUAAAUGGCUUUUAGCGCAAAAUAUGAAUGUCACGAAAAAUUGCUCCAUGUAUUUAUGUAUAACUAGAAGAGGAAUUACUAAAAAUAAAAAUGGCAACAUAUCUAUUGGAUUCAAAUUUCUUACUAUAUUAUUUCUUCUACUUUUUUUUUUUCUUUUAGAACAGGAAAAUCCAUCUAUUUCUUCAAUUAAAUUCAAUAAAGAUCACCUAAGGAUGAUAGCAGAGAGAAAUAAAGAAAAUUGGAAUGAUCGUUUACAAACAGAUGUAUUAUGGAAAAGACAUAAUAAAUAUAUUGAAGAUAUGGAAAGAGAAUUAGUAAAAUAUUUAUUGAAUAAAUGGGAAUAUCUUUGUAAAAAGUAUAAGAUAAAAUAUACCAUAUAUGGAAGAAUAUGGGAACAAGAAAAAUUCGAGUAUUUUCUUGAUAAAUUACAGGAAAUACAGAAUAUUUAUCAUAUAGUUGCUCAAGAAUAUGAGAAGUUUAAGAAGGGGCAUCCCACGGAUAAUGAACGCUCUAAAUUUUUUAAGAAUAAAAAAAAGGAGUUAAAUGAAUUUAAAUAUAGAAUGAAAAAUGAAUCUUUUAAGAAUUAUUUGAAUAAAUUCAAAGAAGAUUGUAAAAAAUAUGAAAAUGAAAAAAAAAAUAGUCAUGAAAAAAUAAAAAUCAAUAAAUGGUUUUGUACUGAGGAUGAAUAUUUGAAAGCUCUGAAACUUUCAUUAAUAGAUUAUAUGCUUCCAAAAUGGGAAGAAAUGUGUUAUAGUAGUAAUAUAAGGUGUUCUCUACAUGGACGAAUGUGGGAAGAAGAAAAAUUCAAGAACUGGUAUGAUAAAUUAAAUGAGGAUAUAAAAAAUUUUUAUAGUGUGAUUCAUAAAGAGAGAGAGAAGUUAAUGAAAAGUAAUUUUACGUAUCAAGAGUGGUUUAAUUUUUAUAAGUCAAAAAAAGAGGAAUGUUUUCAACUUAAAAAUAGCUUGUACAAUUGGACUAGUAAAUAUUUAGAAAGUUGUGAAAAAGAUAGAAAAAAAAUUAAGUCGAAAACAAAAAGUAAAGAAGCAAUAUUUAUAAUAAUUGAAUUGUUAAAAUAUGUAUUUAGAAGUUUUAAAAUGAAUUAA
This is a messenger RNA of Plasmodium relictum, 1137 nucleotides long. RefSeq names its product Plasmodium exported protein, unknown function. Lineage: Eukaryota; Apicomplexa; Aconoidasida; Haemosporida; Plasmodiidae. The transcript has 2 exons. Bases 1 to 1137 code for a protein of 378 amino acids. The record is from RefSeq and is a predicted model, not a curated record.